Daphnia pulicaria is the source of this 403-nucleotide messenger RNA. Its product is annotated as GTP-binding protein 1-like. Bases 17 to 403 code for a protein of 128 amino acids. The transcript has 3 exons. NCBI's taxonomy places the organism in Eukaryota, Metazoa, Arthropoda, Branchiopoda, Diplostraca, Daphniidae. Gene Ontology annotation, molecular function: translation elongation factor activity. The record is from RefSeq and is a predicted model, not a curated record. Gene Ontology annotation, biological process: translational elongation.
AGGCGGUUGACAUUCUAUGCAAAAACUGCAAUAUUUAAUUGAGAUGGGUAAUGGUGAAAUCAUUCUUGAAGUUGGAGUUGGUGAAGGCGAGGAAAGUGAGUUGAUUGAAGAAGAUUACAGAGCUUCUGUGGCAACACUCGAGUCUAUUGCGACGACACUAGAAGCAGAUUGUGUCGUGCUUCGUGAGAGAACUUGCGAAUGCGGAAUUGUUGGUCAGUAUUUAAUCCGCCAUCGAGCAGAUCAAGAAGAUUUCGUGGAAAUUCGAGUCGCUGUAAUUGGUAAUGUCGACGCGGGUAAGUCGACUUUACUUGGUGUUUUGACCCAUGGUGAUUUGGACAGUGGCAUAGUUAAAGUUCAUUUGAGUAGUAAACAGUUAAGGGUGUUUACAACGAAUUACCUAUAA